Messenger RNA from Pyrenophora tritici-repentis Pt-1C-BFP, 1398 nucleotides. Lineage: Eukaryota; Fungi; Ascomycota; Dothideomycetes; Pleosporales; Pleosporaceae. The record is from RefSeq and is a predicted model, not a curated record.
AUGUCGAAGCGCAUUUCCGACGUGUCUGCCAUGAGGCAACGUAUCUCGUACGACAUCGGAGCGCGCCAAGCCGCUAUGACCGGAGCUCGUGAUGUUGAGGAUGAUCGUGCAUCCUCAGUCGCCGCCACUCUGGAUGAUGACCUUGAUGUACUGUCUGCACGCGAGCUAUCUCCACCGCAAUCCCCUAUUGGUACCGGGCGCGACGAGCUAGCCUCCGAGGGCAUUGCCAGACAAGAUUCGGAUACCGUACCAAGCGAAGCCUCGUCGGAUGUUGCACAGGAUGAGCGAAAACUUCCACAAGCUGCGGUAUCUCGUCAAUCCCUCACUAUCAGUACCGACCCCAAGAAUCUUAUUUCCAGUUCAGAGGCAAGCAGCGUGUACAAGAAGUCCAAGACUUCCGGUUCGGUCGCUCAAUCCCAGGGCUCACAGACAGAGCAAGGUGGAUCCCAAUUCGGCAGUCUGAAGGAUGGUCUCCUGCCACAAAGAUUGUCCAAAGUAGCCUUGUCCUACCGCACAAACGAAUGGGCCAAGCAUCUCGAGUCUGCCGAAAAGCCCGACUAUGAAGACACGUUCAUGCCUUCAUCGCCUGGAGUGAUGCUCGCAAACGGAUCGGAAGAACUACCUGCGCCGAUCAGUGAUGAGCUAGCAGCACCGCUCGUUGCCAACAGGCGUGACUCGAGGUCGUCCGCCGGUAGCAAGAAGAGAAGCAGCAGCCACGGUCUUCAGAGGAAUUCUUCGCAGACUUCGCUUGCCCGCCGCAUGUCGUACACACAAUCACCGCCAGUUGGCUCUCUUUCUCGAUCUAGCUCUGCUACCAGGCUCGAUGUUCUCUCCCCUCUUCCUUCCAACACACUUCUCAGCAAACGUGAGAGUCUGAUCAAGAACCGAGCGUCUUCUCUAACGCUAACACGUUCCUCUUCGGCGCUAGCGGAUCGGGGCGACGAAGAAAACAUGACACUAGCACAACGCCGCCAAUUGCUCCAACAGCAACCUAUUGAGUCCCCCCUAACAUCGCCGAGGAAAGCGCCACCUUCGACAGGGCAAAAGUGGCAGUCGAAGCCAUGGGCGGUCAAGGGUGCGCCAGCAGGCUUUGACUCACAUCAACCCAGGCGUACGAGCAAUUCUCAGUCCGACCAGAGGCGAGAGCAACUGUACUCUGGCUGGCGCGAUAACAUGCGCGAUGCUACGCCUUCGCAGCCAACAGUUAACCUUGCCGAACAGCAGCGCAUUGCACUGAUGAACGAGAAGAGACAGAAGGAGAUGGAGAAGCAGCAGCGCGAGCUUAUGCAGCAACAGCGGGCUAGCCAAAUGGAUAGCAUGAUGCGUAGCGGUCACAUGAUGGAGGCGCAUCGCGAGGCAAUGAGGAAGUUGCAGGCGAAUGCUAACAAGCAUGCUUGA